Messenger RNA from Tarenaya hassleriana, 868 nucleotides. RefSeq names its product spindle assembly checkpoint component MAD1. Bases 14 to 808 code for a protein of 264 amino acids. The transcript is spliced from 10 exons. The record is from RefSeq and is a predicted model, not a curated record. NCBI's taxonomy places the organism in Eukaryota, Viridiplantae, Streptophyta, Magnoliopsida, Brassicales, Cleomaceae.
CGACGGAGGAAUUAUGGCGGGAAUGGAUACGCAGAAGCAGCUCCUCUCUCUGAUCCGUGACUUCACCUCCGAAAAAUCUCGAGGAGAGCAACGAGUGGUUGGAUUGAAGAAGCGGAUCGAGAAUCUUCGAUCAGAUCUUGAAGCAGCGAACACAAGACUUGAAGAUGCAAAGCGGAAUAAAGAAACGAGUGAGCAGGAACUCAACGGCUAUGAAGUUGAAUUGGCUUUGAACGAAUCUACGAUUCAAUCGCUAGAGGCCAGGAUUGCUCUUGUUCAGGAAGAAAUUUCUGCCGUUAGUAAAGAAGUUGAUGCUCUUAAGAAUGAAGAAAGCUUACUCAGAGAUCAGUUUAUAAGCCAAAUGUUUGGACUGAACAACGAAAUAAGGAAAUUUCAGAAAGCAGUAACUUCCAUUUUUGAGAGAGAUGAUGGUACUGACCUUACAACAGAAGGCAUCAAAGUUUUUCAGGAUGGCUGUAGAACCGCUUCAAGAACUGUUGAGGAUAUGCUAGCUGAUAUAAAUUCUCAACUAGAAAAGGAGGAAGAAGAAUACCUGGCAGAACAACAUAUACAGAAAGAGCUGCAGAUGGUGCUUGAUGAUUAUGAGAAGAAAUUCUCUCUCAUGGAGGCAAUAACAGAAAAAACAAAAUCAUUGCAGGAUCUCACAAGGCAGACUUCCGACUUGGAACAGAGGCUCGCUUCACUCAGUGAGGAGCUGCAAAAGAAAUGCAGAUGCCCACGUUGCCAAACUGAAAACUUAGAAGCUUUGAGCAAACUUCUUCAGGAAGAUCAAAGCGUGCUAGCAUAUUAGUUAGCCGACCAUAUUUGUGGUUCCUCGAAGAUGGAGGACUUACUCGUGUCCCAAGAUGGU